Molecule: messenger RNA, 779 nt
Organism: Vigna angularis (adzuki bean)
Lineage: Eukaryota; Viridiplantae; Streptophyta; Magnoliopsida; Fabales; Fabaceae
Exons: 1
Coding region: 315-563 (82 amino acids)
Source: RefSeq, a predicted model, not a curated record
AGCACAUUACUACUUACGGACAAGUUAGCAUUAUGUGUAUAAAUAAUAAUUUCCGAACUGAAAAGUGGUAGCAUGAUGUGUGCGUGAAGCAGCAUGCAUGGUAAAUCUGGUGAACUCAAGAGGCCAUUUCAACGACACAUAGUGGGUACGUGUUGGGAAGACAUAAGAGUUGGGUGUUACGUGGCUUGAGAACAUUUAACGGUUUAUUUGAGACAUGAAAGUUGGAGUCUUAUACAUGGCUGAAGUGGUGGUAAUAAUAAGGACUUGAUAUAUAUAGAGAAGAGGUAGUGGUGGAGGAAGAUAGGAAGAGGAAAAUGGAUAGAGAAAAAGCACAAGCAGAGGCCUCAAAGAGACCCCCAGGUCAUGGUGCAACUGAAGUACUUCAUCAGAGGAAAUCACUUCCUUACAGCUACACAAAAAUGGCUAUAGCUGGUUUGCUUAUUACGGCUGCAGUUGGCUACACUGUCUUGUAUGCCAAGAAGAAGCCCGAGGCUAAUGCUAGGGAUGUGGCAAAGGUUUCUGCUGGAGUUGCACAACCUCAGGACACUCACCCUAACAAAUAGUUAACAUGUUCUAGUAUACCACUUCUGUCAAACUCUCAAUAUCACACACUACUCUUUGCAUUUUCAUUUCAUAUCUUCUUUCUUUGUAUGGGGGAAUGUAGAAUGGACCACACUCUUUCUUCUACUUCAUACAUAUGUUAGUAAUAAAUUCUUAAUUACUUACUGUAAGAGAGAAUUUUGUUCGUGCUUCCAUCUUAAAUUCAAAUAUUUAGUACA